Ustilago hordei is the source of this 555-nucleotide messenger RNA. RefSeq lists its product as uncharacterized. The record is from RefSeq and is a predicted model, not a curated record. NCBI's taxonomy places the organism in Eukaryota, Fungi, Basidiomycota, Ustilaginomycetes, Ustilaginales, Ustilaginaceae. The transcript has a single exon. Bases 1 to 555 code for a protein of 184 amino acids.
AUGAUUCCUUCUCCCACCGUCCCUGCCAACGUCGGCGACUUGAUCCCAGACGUCACUAUGGCAGUUUUGGUCUCUGUUCCCAUUCCACCUCCCGAGGUCGACAUUUUGGCCAAACUCGCCGAAAGCGCAUUGAAUGCCUUCCCCUCAAUUCUUAUGCACAACCUUCAAGGUAUCCAUAGCAUUUACUCGUCAGCCAUCGCUGCUGCUGCCACUGCUAUCCCUACACCGGUCGUAUACAUCACCACCGAGGAUGGCAAAGAGUGCACAAAGACUUCCACACCGGCCACACCCUUCUUGCCAACUGAUGGUGUCAUCAAAGCACUCUCGAUCUUGAUGAGCGCACUGCCCAACCCAACGGGCGUGCUGCAAGAGGUGACGAGUGUAGUUGGUGGUGUCACAUCGAUCCUGAAGUCGAUACGUCUCUGCCACGGACACAACGGUGCUCACGAGAUCUGCUUGACACAAAGCUGGUCGAACGGGGGGACCUCUUCUAAAGUGACACCGCUUCAGAAAAGCAGCAUCGGGGCGCUACUUGCUGUUCCGCUAGCUCGAUAG